Amoebophrya sp. A25 is the source of this 260-nucleotide messenger RNA. The record is from the annotation of a GenBank genome assembly. Lineage: Eukaryota; Dinophyceae; Syndiniales; Amoebophryaceae.
CUAGGCGAGCUAGUGGCGUGAAGUUGAUAACUCAAAUUCCAAUGAUUAUAGGAAUGGAUCAUAUCAAUAUAAUCUGUACUUGUAGUUGUUCUGAAGUCAGAUGGGUCCUCUACCGUCCUCUGCGAAGUUCCGCAGUAGACGACUUUAUCUGUUGGAAAUACCUACUCAGAACACUCCAAGAGCAGAGCAGCGAGUGUCUUCCGCAAGAUAUUUUCCAUUGUCGCGCAUCAUUGUCAGUCUAUAUCCUAUGCUUCUUGUAG